Rhipicephalus microplus (southern cattle tick) is the source of this 2953-nucleotide messenger RNA. RefSeq lists its product as uncharacterized. The record is from RefSeq and is a predicted model, not a curated record. Lineage: Eukaryota; Metazoa; Arthropoda; Arachnida; Ixodida; Ixodidae.
GGGGCGUUUGGGCGUAUCGGUUCGCUUUUCAAGGAGGUGGACAAGCCGGACACUCUCACUUGCUGUAGGUAAAACCAACGAACACGACAAUGGAGACCAGGCUUGUCAUCGCCGCAGCAUUGUUGCUCGCGGCACUCAUCCUGCCAACCUGCAAAGCCGACUGCGACGCGAAACCGAAGAAGCCCGUCAAACCGAAGAUGAUUCCAAACCUUCUCAAGAAUUACAAACAAGGAUGGAAACUGACAGCGGAAAUCAGCGACUCCAGCGAGAAAACUACGACCUAUCUGACCGAGUACUACGACAUGAGCUCGAAACAGGGCUUUCUCAGCUUCAAGCAAGACGGCGGUGACGACAUCAACCUCUUCUACAUGUCGCGCACCAGAGAGCUGUUCAUAUACCGAAACCACGAGUGCCAAGUCACGGAUGUUCAGAAUCCACCGGAACCUGUCAAAUCGCUCAUAUACGAGUGGCGAACCUGGCGCGAGAACCUCACAAUCCUGGGACCGUCCGCACUUUUUGCCAGGGCCUGGACGAGCCAGGGAAAAGAACUGUACUACCAAGGUCCCUCCGAACCCAUCCGUGGAAUCAAAAGCCUGCAGUGGGCGGCUUGCUACGCCGACGACACUGAGCCGACCCGGAUCUGGUUUGCCGACUCCCAGUGGGAUUUGGGUUACGGUACCUGGAAAUCGCUGCCACUCAGAAUCACUUCUGGAUCGCAGACGGUCGACGUCAUGAUGCUGCAACCUUAUUUAGGAGAUGACGACAUUUUGAAGAUCCCCCUUGGAAGAGGAUGUAAGCGUCUGGCCCGGGGUCUCCCGCUUCCACCCAACUUCUCCAACCUGGACCUCGAAUUUCACGUCGAAGUCGCCUUCAGCAACCCCACGGUUCUGGGCCCCACGCACUUCCUGUCCCACCUGGAGGUCAUCCGCAACGUUAAGAACAACCUACUCAGCGUGACGACUGAGGACUGGACGGCGGCCAACAACGUCGCUUCCCCUCUUGUCAUCAUGGAACAUAUCUACGACUACGCCAAUGGUCACGUAUACAGUUACGUGGACACCAACGGCCUCGUUGGCUGCAAAAUCGAAGCCCGAGACGACGUGGCACCCACCGUUCCAUUUCCGGACAAGAACGAAGUCAACUUGUUGCAGACGAUACUGCCUACAUACGACAUCCUCAAGAACGCCAGCUACCUCGGCAUCCAUGAGGUCCGUGGCAUGCCUGUACACAUCUUCGAGCUGGUGACCGGCCCAAUGUCAGUAGGAAAUGCCAACCUCGGCCAUGCUGUGCUCACCUACGGCUUCCUUACGGAGGACGAUUACAUUCUGGAUACCGCUGUCGACCAUAGAAACCUACCUGUUCAAGUCACCAUGCUCGCCUACGGCGUUAACAACAAGCCUUACUUUUACUUCUACGCGAACAUCCACGACAUAACGACUACUGUGACUGACUUGAACGAGAAGCUGAGCGUGAAGGACUGCUACGACGAGAACGACUCAGAGUACACCUGGGUCCAGCUCGGAUUCCCAGUGACUGAUAGGCCGGCCCUCAUGAUGGCAAACAGCGCCAACAUCAAGCGGGCGUUCCUGGAGGAAUUACAGAACGUCACAGGGCUAUCGCCGCUCAGAACCCCGGAUGUGCUGAUUGAUUUCACGGAUAACAUGGCCUACGUCACUGUGCUUAUUCUGGGACAUCCUGCAAUUUCGGGCGACUACGCAGAGAUACCGAAAAUGAAAAUCAUGGAGCCCGAAUGGACGGAGGGGGCCAUCACGCGCGACAACUGUCUCAAGGCGUGCUCUUCCAAGGACAACAAGGACUGCAGCGCCGUAUCCUACUGUAGUUCAGUCUGUGCGACGACGACGAAGGCGAGUGUCAACUCGUCAGGCGUGCUCGUGAACUCGGGAGACUGCAGCACCUACGUGAAGACAGAACGUUCAAAAAGAAGGAACGUCGUCCUCACCCGAGACGCCAUCUCGUACCUGGAAGAUGCACUACGAAAAAGCGAGUUCAAGAUUGUCGUGAAGCACCUCAACACAGUAAUAGUGGUUGGCACACUCGUCGCUGAAACUAUAGAGUACUCCACGGGAGGGCUGCGUAACAUGAUCGGAGAGUCGAACCCCGACUUGAGACACCUACACCAACGCAACAGCUUCAACGCACCCGAAGGUCUCAAAGAGAAACUGGUGGUGACGGCGCUCAAGACGGACAAGCCCUACGGUGGAUACGUGGGCUCGUUCGAGUUGCAGGACUGCGCCGACGUCUGUCGUGACCGCGAGGACUGCUUCACCUUCUCGAGCUGCCUGGUCGGCAAGCAGUGCGUCAUCGCCACGGAGGCCCGAAAGCCAGAAUUCGAAGAGACCGAGUUCCAGGCGGACUGCACCAUGUACACGAAGUCGUACGAGAUGAACUCCGAAGAGCUGCCGGACAUAUGCUACUCGUCCGCGGCGACCAAGUACGUGGGCGACGAGCCUCGCCUCGGAGUGCGCCGCCGCAUGCAUGAACGAGAAAGAGUUCACGUGCAAGGCGUUUGACUUCUGCGCAACCCCGCGCGAGGGGGGACUGUCCUGCCGCCUCCAGGACAGGAGCAUGCUGCAGGUCGACAACGCCAAUGACCUCGACCGAAGCGGCGCCGAGAAGUGCAGUCACUUCACGCGUAAGCACAUCAGCGACUACUGCAAGGAGCGGAGGGUCCGUCUGCUGGGCACGCCACGCACGACAAUCAAGAAGGUGUCGGAGGCCGAGUGUGCGCGACAGUGUUGGGAGGCCACUUUCCGCUGCGAAAGGUUCGACCACUGCUCGGGCAAGAACGAACUUGGCAAGAGCGACUGCCUCCUCUUCGACGGCGACAAGGGAACCGACGGCACCGUCAUGUCGCCCAUCUGCAACUCGUACACGUAGACGGGACAAUAUAACGACCUGGUAGCAAGAGCGCCUCAGGCAUUUCACAGCAACG